Phaeodactylum tricornutum CCAP 1055/1 is the source of this 2574-nucleotide messenger RNA. It is a transcript of the gene RAD4, whose product is annotated as xeroderma pigmentosum group. Gene Ontology annotation, molecular function: damaged DNA binding; single-stranded DNA binding. Gene Ontology annotation, biological process: mismatch repair; nucleotide-excision repair. The transcript has a single exon. The coding region runs from base 1 to 2574 and encodes 857 amino acids. Lineage: Eukaryota; Bacillariophyta; Bacillariophyceae; Surirellales; Neidiaceae. Gene Ontology annotation, cellular component: nucleotide-excision repair factor 2 complex; cytoplasm; XPC complex. The record is from RefSeq and is a predicted model, not a curated record.
AUGAGUUUUGCGUGGAAUCCUUCGUCGGACGAGGAAGAUUUGGACGAAUGGACCAGGCGGGAAGGGUUCCAAUGCGACACGAGCAUCCUUUCUGCUGCCGACCCGGUCAAUCGUGACGACAUCCGGGAGAAUGCUUCAACAUUUGUUUCAACGGAUGCGUGGGAACAGAUGGGACGUUCUCCUGCGGGGCUUCCAACGUCGCUGACUCUGGAUAGCAGUGACGAAGAAGAAGAGGUUGACUGGGAAGACGUUGCCGACGGGAACGGGGACUUGAAACCCGCAGCCGUCACUGCUUCCCAUCAGCCCGUUACUACUAACAAAUCUGUAAUGAUUGAUUUGAGCAAAAAGACGCCAGAUGUUUCACCAGUGAUAGAGUCCAAAAGGAAGGCAAGGACCCGCAAAAGGUUUCGCAACGAAUCUCUACCACAGUAUCUACAGACGCUUCUACGGGAUCUGCACCGAACCAGUUUACUUUUUCUAGCAUCGCGAGCCAUCUACCUUUCCAAACUCACGACUAAUGAUGAAUUUCUUGCAGUUGCGCACAGUCUUGUUCCCUUGAGUCUCUUACACCAGCUCACGUCCACCGAUACUGUGCACAGCUCGCGGGAAACAAUCCCACCGACACGGCAUGAUUUGCGCAUGUUUUGCGAUUGGUAUUUUGCGUUCGUACACAACGUGGACAGUCGUAGGAGACAGCAAUUAGCAGCUCAUCAUGCGGCGGGUGCACCGACUGCUACCAUACGACGGGUACGUCAACCACGGGGUAAGGCGUCGAAAGCACACUCGAACCAAGUAAGACAUGUUGACGCAAAUCCGAUAAAAAUGUUGUCGUCAUCAAACGGAGACGACCCAUCUGAUUGUUCUCUACUAGAAUAUGCGGCGUAUGUAGCGCUUUCUGAUCAUGGUGAUCCACAAGCUCAAACAGUGUGGAGAAAACGAGAUGUGGAAUUCUCGGAACGUCAUCCAACGCUACUGUUGUUAGCCAUUGCUCGAUCACUGGGUUGGCGAGCACGGCUGGUACAGGCAAUGAAUCCCAUUCGAUCCGACUUGGAUGUUGCGCAUCCAAUCUUGACCUGCAGUCAAAAUAUUUUUGUCACUCUUUCGCACAAUCUUCAACAUCAAAGUCCGAGAUCUGCCGCGUCCAAGCGCAAGAGAGCAUCUACUACUCCAGAAUUACAGACAGAGGUGACGCCAGUCGGUAUGUCGUCUUCUAUCUCCCAGAGAAAUGUCACGGCGGAUUGGGUUGAAAUUCUGAUCCAGGAUGGGUCGACCAGGAGUGGUUUUCGUUGGAUUCAUGUCGAUCCGGUCCAGGAACUCAUCAAUAGACCGGAUCAAAUCGAAAGGCGACUGGCUGCCAUAUUUUCAUUGGCUGAAGGGCAGGCAACACGAAAACGUGUAGCGUUGGGGUACGCUGUUGCAGUAGAGCACGCCGUAGACGGGGUAGCACCCGUAGUAGAAUCAGCCACAGGACAAUUCCAGAUAACGGAUGUGACUCCCAGAUACGCGUCAAGCUGGGUUGAGUCGCUGCGUGUUCGAGGACUGGUGCGUGGAAAGAAUUCUUUGACAGAAAAAAACCUGAAAAAAAGCUGGUGGUCGAUAACCUUGGCGAAACUGAAUACAUCUUGUGUUUCCAUAUACCCAGAGUUGGACCAAAGGGCUGGUGGUAGUCCCGCUGACGCAAUUGUUGUAGACCAGGAUUCGGGAGACAACCUGUCGUCUUUGGUCAGCUCUAGACCAAAGGUGAUGGCAACAAUGGAAGACCAUGAAUCUGAAGAGUUACAGCAGUCAGUUGAGAACGAGGCAAUUCCCACCUCCAAGGCUGCCUUCAAGACUCACCCUAUUUAUGCUCUUCAAUCUGUGCUUAAUUCGACAGACGUACUCGCACCGGAUGCUGGCCUUCGCAUAUGUGGUGUUUUCAAAGGAGAGCUUAUUUACCGACGUAGCGAUGUUAGUUCUGCGCUUCCGGAGAAGAAAUGGCUUUACCAAGAUCGCAAGGUCCGUCAAGGCGAGCAGCCGAUCAAGCGUGUGAAGGCACGCAGAAAGACAACCCCGACCAAAGCAUUUCAAGCAUUGACUUCAUACGGGGUAGGGUCGUCCAAUGACGGUAGUGAGGAAAGACGAGCUGCCGAUAUUGCUCAAGGCUCGCAGCCUCUCGAUGACGGGAUGGUGGAUCUUUUUGCGAUUUGGCAGACAGAUCCAUGGUCUCCUAUCCCGAUUGGCCCCAACGAUGCCAUUCCGGUAAACAUUUAUAACAACAUCGAACUGGAGUUGCUAAAUCCUGGGCUCGUACACAUCGACCAACGUGGCGCAUCGAUUGUGGCUAAGAAACUCGGGAUUUCCUACGCCCCUUGUUUGCUAGGCUUUGAAGGUCACGGUAGUAACCGGACUCCUACCAUACGAGGGAUUGUCGUGCACGCUCAUAACGAACAAAUAGUCCGCGAAGCCCAUGUUGAAGCUACGUCGCAUCAGAUGCAAGUCGACGAAGACAAUCGUCGACAUGCGGCGUUACUUCGAUGGAAAAAGCUAAUGGUCGGAAUUCUGACGAAAGAUCGCUUAGAGCGUGACUACACAUAA